GAAGGCGUGCAAGCCAUCUCCAACGUCCUUUCCAAGCUGGGCGAGAAGCCCUGGCUGCCCCGCGUGCCCACGCAGUUUCACAAGCAGCCCGUUGGAAGCAGCCUGAUCAUUGCAUGCCCGGGAGCCCGGCCCGAGCACGCUGUGGCCUGGGACAAGGACUCCAUCCGGCUCUACCGCUCCCGCUACCUUGUUGGUGUCAACAAGAGCAUGCGGGUCUUCAUCGACCACGGCAACCACCUGCACAUCCUGCAGGCCCGAGUCAGCGAUGGAGGCACCUACUUCUGCUGGCGGGAGGGCGAGAUGGUGGCCGGCUUCCGGCUCAGCAUCAUCUACCAGCGCCGGCGCAGGCGGACGUUCAACGACCCUGAGACCAUCUACGCCGUCAAGACCAUCGGCAUGAGCUACGUCCUCAUCACCAUCAUCUUCAUUGUCAUCCACGUGUGCCGCUGCUGCUGGCGGGUGUUCAGGUGCCCUGCCAGGACAUAG
Messenger RNA from Eurypyga helias (sunbittern), 486 nucleotides. Its product is annotated as Ig-like V-type domain-containing protein FAM187A. The record is from RefSeq and is a predicted model, not a curated record. The transcript has a single exon. NCBI's taxonomy places the organism in Eukaryota, Metazoa, Chordata, Aves, Eurypygiformes, Eurypygidae. The annotation marks the transcript as partial.